Hyla sarda is the source of this 951-nucleotide messenger RNA. RefSeq names its product olfactory receptor 11L1-like. NCBI's taxonomy places the organism in Eukaryota, Metazoa, Chordata, Amphibia, Anura, Hylidae. Gene Ontology annotation, molecular function: G protein-coupled receptor activity; olfactory receptor activity. Gene Ontology annotation, cellular component: membrane. The transcript has 3 exons. Gene Ontology annotation, biological process: G protein-coupled receptor signaling pathway. The record is from RefSeq and is a predicted model, not a curated record. The coding region runs from base 1 to 951 and encodes 316 amino acids.
AUGAGCAUAUCUGAGGAGAACAAUCUGACUGUGGACGCUGGGUUUUUCCUUUUAGGAUUUCAAAACGGCCGAGCCACAAAUAUUGUCUUGUUCUGUCUGUUCCUUGUGGUUUAUUGUCUGAUAAUAUGUGGGAAUCUCCUAAUCAUCACCCUGGUGUCCACCAGCAAGAACCUCCACACCCCAAUGUACUUCUUCAUCUCACAUCUGUCCAUCAGUGACCUCUUAAUAUCCACAGAUAUUGUCCCCCAUAUGUUCCAUGUUUUACUGAAUAAUGGGGUGACCAUUACUUUCAUAUGUUGUUUGACUCAGUUGUAUUUUUUUGCUGCUUCAGAAGUAUCUGAAUGUUUUCUCCUCACAGUGAUGUCUUAUGACAGAUAUGUGGCCAUCUGUAAUCCUCUCAGUUACUUCUCUAUCAUGACUACAACACUAAUCAUGACAAGGGUCCAUUGUAUUGUACUGGCCGCCAUAUGUUGGUUGUUAGGUUUUUCCAUUGCAUUGCUUUACAUCAUAACAAUAUCGGUGAUGACAUUUUGUGGACCAAAUAUCGUUGACCAUUUUUUCUGUGAUCUUGUUCCUUUAGUAGAACUCGCCUGUUCCAGUACUUACACUAUUGAAAUAGAGGUCUUUAUAAUAUGUUUCUUAGCGGCACUCCUCCCCAUAAUAAUCAUGAUCAUAUCUUAUGUCAAUAUUAUAUUAAACAUUUUAAGAAUCCAAUCCAAUAUCAGAAGACAGAAAGCCUUCUCCACCUGUAGCUCCCACCUCAUUGUGGUCUCCAUAUUCUAUGGAACAUUGUUCAGUGUUUAUAUUGUCCCAACAAAAGGACAAACACUGACCAUGAGUAAAAUCCUCUCCCUGCUAUAUACUGUGUUUACUCCUCUGGUCAACCCCAUUAUAUACAGUCUGAGGAAUAAGGACAUUAAAAAAUCUCUUCAGGAAAUGUUAAAUAUGUAA